Molecule: messenger RNA, 2712 nt
Organism: Ipomoea nil (Japanese morning glory)
Lineage: Eukaryota; Viridiplantae; Streptophyta; Magnoliopsida; Solanales; Convolvulaceae
Exons: 5
Coding region: 1-2712 (903 amino acids)
Molecular function (GO): zinc ion binding; catalytic activity; nucleic acid binding
Source: RefSeq, a predicted model, not a curated record
AUGCAAACGGUCACCGAUACACUGUCUGAAUGCUCGACGCUCACGGCGACUCAUCAGUCGCCAGAGGGCCUUGUUGUCGCCGAGCGCAACCCCAAGAAGCACAAGAGACGAAGGGACCACUCAGAUCCAUCUCUAUCAUCGCCAAUAGUCAAUAGCAGACAAGACAUGCAAGCUGAGGCGGAACUUCUUUUCCCAGAUUCUACACAAUGGAGGACUCCUUCAGAUACACCAGUCCACGCCUCGUCGCAUUCCGUGGUACCAGAUUCCCUGGCCGUCGAGGACAACCUAGAAGACGCAGACAUGGAAGAUGACAGGUCAGUACCCAGUAACCCGGUAAUCCCGAUUUCAGAAGAAGAAAAAGAAAGAAUCCGAAGACCUUGGCGUCGUUCUCUGAUUAUUAGAAUUUUGGGUAGAAAGGUGGGCUAUUCUUACCUGCUCCAACGCUUGCAGAAGAUGUGGAAACCGGAAGCAUGUUUUGACUUAAUCACUUUAGACCACGAAUAUUAUAUUGUUAGAUUUGAAUCACAGAGGGAUUACGAUUUUGCCAAAUUUGAAGGCCCUUGGAGUGUUCUUGACCAUUAUGUGGUUGUCCAAGAAUGGGUUCCGAAUUUCUGUCCGAAGAAGAACAAAACUAAAAAGUUACUUGCAUGGGUCAGAUUUCCUACACUACCAGUAGAAUACUUUGAUGAACAAUUCCUAAUGAAGAUUGCAAAAAGAGUAGGUCGCCCUAUCAAGAUUGACACUACCACAAGCCUAAUCUCCAAAUGCAGCUUUGCUUGGGUCUGCGUAGAGAUAGAUAUUUCGAAACCUUUAUUAUCCAAGUUCACCCUUGAGGAAGAAGUGUGGCCGGUAGAAUAUGAAGGAUUGCAUCUUGUGUGCUUUCAAUGUGGUCUCUAUGGCCAUAAAGAAAAUCAAUGUGGCCCUGGUACUGCUCAAAACGAGCAUGACCAAACUGUAAACAAUGAUAUUAGGGAGCAAGGCUUACCCGAACAAAGGAAUGACUACUCUGCGAACUACGGACCAUGGAUGCUUGUCACAAGGAAAGAUCGAAGAGGACCACGGAGGGUGAUAAUCGAGCAACUUCCGGUGGACAACCGGCCGGGGGAAGAACGGGUGGUAAUAGUAGGAGUAACCAAUCACGCUAUGUACCAAGGAACAGAAGGCGAGGAGCACCCCAUCAAAGGUCAUCAAUCCAGCCCCAUCAUCCAGAACUUGGAUGUCCCUCUACCAAGAAUUCGAACAGAUAGACGAAAGGGCAAAAACCCUGUCAAUUACCCUCAGAACCAAGCUCUUCCUGCGCAAAAUGAAAUAGGCCAGAACCAACCACAAUCUUACACUGGACCGCUUCGACGAGGUGCGUUUAGAGGCAGUGGUGGUAGAGGUGGUACACCAAGGAGGGCAGCAGCUGAAACCGAGCAUCCCGUGGUUCGUGUAUCCAAUCAAGGCCGCCAUAUUACUAGCACAAUUGUUUAUCACAUCGGCAAUCAACAUGAGUUUCCAACUCUUCAAGAGAAUGAGGUUUCUCCUAGGAAUGAUCCUCCGGAUAUACCCUCAACUUCAGCUCCCCAGAUUGAUCAUCAUGUUGAUGCAAUGAUUUCUGAUGGCCCUGAUGGCCCGGUAGACCCUACAACCACAAAAUCCUGGUUGCUCUCUGUUGUGUAUGGUAGCCCGAAUGCACACCUUCGUAAAAAGUUGUUCGCAGAUCUCACAUCUGAUAGUCAUCACCCAGAUAUCCCCUGGUUAGUAGUAGGUGAUUUCAACUCAGUGUUAAGCUCGGAUGAAACCAGCAGCCCCGAAAACUUCUCCUUAAAUCGCAGCUCUGACUUCAAAAACUGGAUUUUCCGCGAGGGUCUAAUUGAUUUAGGCUUCACCGGUUCAAAAUUCACGUGGAAACGAGGAAUUGAUACCCCAUCCUUCAAAGGGGCAAGGCUAGAUAGGGCACUUGGCAAUAUAGCAUGGAAGAUUAGUUUCCCAAAUUCGUUGGUCGAACAUCUACCAAUGAUCAACUCGGACCACUCCCCAAUUUUAGUCAAUUCCAAAUCUGUAUCUCAGGCUCCUUCAACCAAGUCGUUCAGGUUCAAUCUUGCCUGGUCCACUCACCCAAGCUUUAUAGAUUGUGUUAAACAAGCUUGGUCCAAAUGGGGCAACUUGGAAUCUAACAAAACUGCUAUGGCUAAAUCCUUAGCAGCAUGGAAUAAAGGUACAUUUGGCAACAUUUUUCAUAAGAAAAAAAAAUUAUUAGCUAGAAUAAAUGGUGUGCAACGCUCUUUGGCUAUUAGACCAAGGGCAGAUUUGAUUAAGCUUGGCAGAAAAUUACGUACUGAACUUGAGGAUGUCUUAUACCAAGAAGAGCUCUUAUGGUUUCAACGGUCGAGGGAGGAAUGGAUCGAAUCAGGAGACCGCAAUACUCAUUUCUACCACACAGCCACUGCUACAAAAACAAAUUCUGCUAGUCUUAAACAUAUUAAAGAUGAGAAUGGGCAGCACCUUACCUCCGACACUCAAAUCAGAGAUCACAUCUUUAACUUCUUUGUCAACUCUUUUUCAGAAAAUUGUCCUUUUGUCUCUUCGAAUCUACAGUCUUCACACUUCACCGCUCAAUCGUUCUUCUCCGCCAUCAUCGUUCACACCUCCACCGCGACUCCACCUUCACCGCUCACACAGUCACACCUCCACCUACUCACCCUCCCUAUGAGCAAAUGGCAGAAAUAG